Molecule: messenger RNA, 854 nt
Organism: Gossypium raimondii (Peruvian cotton)
Lineage: Eukaryota; Viridiplantae; Streptophyta; Magnoliopsida; Malvales; Malvaceae
Product: putative serine/threonine-protein kinase-like protein CCR3
Exons: 1
Coding region: 1-768 (255 amino acids)
Biological process (GO): protein phosphorylation
Molecular function (GO): protein serine/threonine kinase activity; ATP binding
Source: RefSeq, a predicted model, not a curated record
AUGAAGAAAAAUAAACAUUUGGUUAGGCUUGUUAGGUAUUGUGAUGAAAAAGAUGAAAGGCUUUUGGUUUAUGAAUGCAUGAAAAAUGGUGUUGUUCAUGAUUAUUUACGUGAUAAGAACAAUGUUGUGAAAACUAGUAGUUUGAUCAAUUCUUGGAAAAUGAGGAUCAAAAUCGCUUUGGAUGCAGCUCGAGGGAUUGAAUAUCUUCACAACUAUGCAGUUCCACCUAUAAUCCAUAGAGAUAUAAAGUCAUCCAACAUCUUACUUGAUAUGAAUUGGACAGCAAGAGUUUCAGAUUCCAGACUUUCAUUCAUGGAUCCAGAAUCCGACCACAAUUACAAGCCGAUGAAGGCCGUGGGAACAGUCAGCUACAUAGACCCUGAGUACUAUGGCUUAAAUGUAUUAACAACAAAGAGUGAUGUUUAUGGACUUGGAGUUGUAAUGCUAGAACUACUUACAGGAAAGAGAGCUAUAUUCAAGAAUGAUGACAAUGGUGGUACCCCAAUAAGCUUAGUGAAUUAUGCAGUGCUUGCAAUUAUGGCAGAUGAAUUGGUUAAGGUCUUGGACCAAAGGGUUGGACCACCAGAGCUUAAUGAAACUAAAGCAGUGGAACUAAUUGCAUAUACUGCAAUGCAUUGUGUAAAUUGUGAAGGUAAAGAAAGACCUAUAAUUGGUGACAUUGUUUCUAAUUUGGAAAGGGCAUUCAAUGUUUGUGAUGGUAGCCAUGGCAAUAUCUCUAGUGGUGCAUUUUCAUUUGUUUCAGAUUGAAAAUUUUUCCUCCAUUUUUUGUUUUUCUAUCAAUGAUUUAUCUAGAUAUACAUCAUUUUGUAGUGUAAAGAUUUUUCAUUUUUUUA